UUUUUUUUUUUUUUUUUUUUUUUUUAAUUUUUUUUUUUUUUUUAACGUUGUCUGCUGGGAGAAAGGAGGCGAGGGACCACUUGGUGCUGAGGAACUGACCUCUGGCCUGGCAGGCCUCUGGACGGGGAGGGUCGAAGAGGAGUGGCUGCGGUGGGGGGACUCCAUGCGGGGGCCAUGGACAGAGCAGCGCUCCUGGGACUGUCCCGCCUGUGCGCGCUGUGGGCAGCCCUGCUCGCGCUGUUUCCCUGCGGAGCCCAAGGAAACUGGAUGUGGUUGGGCAUCGCCUCCUUUGGGGUUCCGGAGAAGCUGGGCUGCGCCAACUUGCCGCUGAACAGCCGCCAGAAGGAGCUGUGCAAGAGGAAACCGUACCUGCUGCCGAGCAUCCGCGAGGGUGCCCGCCUGGGCAUCCAGGAAUGCAGGAGCCAGUUCAAACAUGAGAGAUGGAACUGCCUGGUGGCCACCGCCUCCCAGCAGGGCACCAGCCCCCUCUUCGGCUACGAGCUGAGCAGCGGCACCAAGGAAACAGCAUUUAUUUAUGCUGUGAUGGCUGCAGGCCUGGUGCAUUCUGUGACCAGGUCAUGUAGUGCAGGCAACAUGACGGAGUGUUCCUGUGACACCACCUUGCAGAAUGGCGGCUCAGCGAGUGAAGGCUGGCACUGGGGGGGCUGCUCUGAUGAUGUUCAGUAUGGCAUGUGGUUCAGCAGAAGGUUCCUAGAUUUCCCCAUCAGAAACACCACGGGAAAAGAGAGCAAAGUACUGUUAGCAAUGAACCUACAUAACAAUGAAGCUGGAAGGCAGGCUGUCGCCAAGCUGAUGUCACUAGACUGCCGGUGUCACGGAGUUUCCGGCUCCUGUGCUGUGAAAACGUGUUGGAAAACCAUGUCUUCUUUUGAAAAGAUUGGCCAUCUGUUGAAGGACAAAUACGAAAACAGCGUCCAAAUCUCAGACAAGAUAAAGAAGAAAAUGCUCAGGAGAGACAAAGAUCAGAGGAAAAUACCCAUCCGCAAGGAUGAUCUGCUCUACGUUAAUAAAUCUCCCAAUUACUGUGUAGAGGAUAAGAAACUAGGGAUCCCAGGGACCCAGGGCAGGGAGUGCAACCGCACCUCAGAGGGUGCGGAUGGCUGUAACCUUCUCUGCUGUGGCAGAGGCUACAACACCCACGUGGUCAGGCACGUGGAGAGAUGCGAGUGCAAGUUUAUCUGGUGCUGCUACGUCCGUUGCAGGAGGUGUGAAAGCAUGACUGACGUCCACACUUGCAAGUAGUCACUCCAUUCAGCCUUGGGCAAGAGUCCUCACUGAGGGACCCACCACAGGAGCACCUCCCAGAGGCGCCUCCCACUGUGCAGGGUCCCCGAAGUUGACUCCUGCCUCUCUGGAUUCCCCAGGUCCUCCAGCCUCUCAGAGGCCCCUUUACCUGUUGGAUGUCCGAGCAUACACUGAGCAUGUGCCUUUCUUGGGAUCCUAAAGUUCUGAAGAUUCUUUUGGCGGUUUGGGGAAUAUAUGUAUUGACAGACAAGGAAGAAAAAGCUGUGUCCUAAGCUAGAAAGAACAGAAAAGCACUUUCUUGCCCAGAGACCUGGUGCAUACAAGGGAGGAGACUCUCGUCUUUGGAACUCAGUUAUGGAACUCAAUAGUGGUGGGUGAAUACUGUCAUUUUUUAAAAGACACCUCUUAGAGCAGCACUGAACAUGAAUCUCAUUUAUUCGCUCAGUUUUUUUUUUUUUUUAAUUGAUCCCCCCGGGGCAUAUGGAAGUUCUGGGCCAGGGAUUGAGUCCCACCCAGCAGCAGCAGCAGCAGCAGCAGCAAAGCUGGAUCCUUUAACCCACUGCAUGGAGCUGGGGAUGGAGCCAGCGCCUCUGCAGCCACCCAAGCCACCGCAGUCAGAUUCUUAAUCCACUGCAUUACAGCAGGACCUCCUCUCAGUAUUUUUUAUGAAGAAAUCAUACUGUUUGUGUGUAGAAACAGAAGUGGUUAACAAGUUAGCAGAAAUGGUAGGUGCCUACUUACCCUUUCAUAAGAAAAAAGGUAAUUAAAAAGAAUCUUCAUAAGUGAUACACCAUCUCUAAAAAGUAUUCGUUAGGGAUAUUUAGUGACACCAUGAGAGAAACAAAAUGUAAAAAGUAAAAUGUAUGAUUUGGAGUUUAAGUGACUUUUAACAGAGAAUUUAUCUAGAAAAAUAUCAGUAAGGUAUAUAGCAACCUUUGAUCUUUGACUUCGCGCUUUCAUUAUAGACCGCUUUCCACUAUUAAAAACUCAGCUCAAUAUUUCAACCAAGAGAGGAAGAGAUCCUGAAAGCACGCAGGAAAAGUAGAGGUAAAACUAUAAAGGGCUCUUCUACAUUAUAAUACGAAAAGCACACUUUCAAAGUGUAAAGACAGUAUUUUGUAUAGUAUUUUGCUAAAACUUUUUAUAUUUUGUAAAUCCUGUAUUUAAGUUAUAUGAUAUAUAUUGAAACUUAAGAUAUUUAUUGCCAAAGCCCGAGAGCUAAGGUAAUAAAAUUAUCUCAGAAAUAAUAUUAGCUUCUGUUUCCUUUCAUACUAUUAAGUCUGACUUUUUAUACACAUUGAAAAAGAAGUUCAUUGAGCAGUUAGUUAUAUGGAUGCAUAUUUCUUGCCAAAAUGGCAGUUUUAUACGUUAUAGAUUAAAAUAUGCUGUGAUAUAUUGAUAAUUGUUUUAUUUCAGCAGUCAGAUUAGUUGAUUUCUGUUUUUAAUUAGUUGUGUUUAACUUGUAAGGUUGUUAUAAUAAAUUAUAUCGUAAAAAAAAAGUCUUAACUGGUAAAAAAGAGUCUAAAUCAGAAGAAUGAUCAAUUUGUGGAUUUGAUAUCCUGGAUAUUUAUUAUGUUGUAUGUGAUGCUGCAUUUCCAUGUGAAGUUGAAUGUUUUUUUGUUUGUUUGUUUUAGUAUUCAUGCAUGUAUAUUCAUCAUAUUUUACAAAGUUCCUGGUGAAAAUUACAGGGCUAUAUUUAAGGUUGUAUUUUAAUGUAAAUGCUUAUGUUUUUAUGAAUUGUUAAAUAUUUCAGUAUCAUAUAGAAAAAAAUAGAUUUUCUAAGU
This is a messenger RNA of Sus scrofa (pig), 3050 nucleotides long. It is a transcript of the gene WNT16, whose product is annotated as Wnt family member 16. Gene Ontology annotation, molecular function: cytokine activity; frizzled binding. The record is from RefSeq and is a predicted model, not a curated record. Gene Ontology annotation, biological process: canonical Wnt signaling pathway; multicellular organism development; cell fate commitment. NCBI's taxonomy places the organism in Eukaryota, Metazoa, Chordata, Mammalia, Artiodactyla, Suidae. Gene Ontology annotation, cellular component: extracellular region.